UCGUGCUCUUACUGUUGUUAUAUCUUACUACUGUUCGCUAUCUCAGGUAUCAGCGCCUACAUGCGGUGCAAGUCCGAUUCGGAUCCUGCGCCACGGCCCCCAGCCCUUCUGAAGCUCAGUCUAUUCUACAAGAGACGCUGCUAUACGACAUGCCUUUUUGUACACGACUCGGAGCUCAGGUCGCCCUGCUCAAAACAUACGGAAUCGUGAGCUGCUAUAUACUUACACAGAUGUAUGUGCCCUUGGUAUUCACUUCGACAGCCAUCCAUCUCGGAACUACUCCUGCACACUGGAGAAUUUUCUACUGAACAAAAGCUCACAAAGAGGAUAACUGAUACGGCACUUCUCAUCUCGACUUUCAUUUCAUGCCCCUUGGAAGGGUCGUCAACGGCAGCAAAAUCGACACCAUGUCUAGCCCCAAGAGGCAAUAUUGCACUUGCCAGAAUGAAUUGGCUUCAUCGACGUUACAAGAUCUCAAACGAUGAUUUACUGUACACCCUGUCUCUUUUCGUUUUGGAGCCCAUGCGUCUGGUGGCGCGUUAUGACUGGCGCCCCUUCAGCGACGAGGAGGCGGAGUGCAAUUUUCUGAUGUGGAAGGACAUUGGCCGACGAAUGAGCAUCAAAGACAUUCCAGAGACCCUCAAGGAACUGGAAGAAUGGAGUAAAGAAUAUGAAACUGCGUACAUGGUGCCAUCCGAGAGCAGUCAUUGGCUAGCUAUUAUGGCACUGGGUUACAUCGGAAAACGAGUACCGAAUAUACCCGGUGCGCGAUCUUUGGUGCGAAGUCUAUUCAUAUGCAUGAUGGACGAUCAACUACGAAUGGCCGUGGGGCUUCCGGCACAGCCGAAAUAUGCACACCUUUUUCUUAGAAUGAUUUUUGGGUUUAGGGCUUUCAUCACCAGGCACUGCAAACUUCCACGAUUCAAGCCUCACGGGUAUAUUGUUAUCAAGGAUCCACCACAUAGUACAGGAUCAGAUGGACUCAUACGUCUUCAUACAAUUGUCCGGAGACAUCAUCCUUGGUAUUAUCCUGCCCCAAAGGGAUGGCGCUUCUUCUGCGAUUGGUUUCUUGGCUUCACAAGCGGAGACACCUAUCCCGGUCCGGCGUUCAAGUCGGAGGGAUAUCGCUUGGAAGAACUGGGACCAACCCGGUUCGAACAUUAAGUGAUGGCAGAAGCAGAAGAACUUUACGGAGCGCCAAUUGAAAAACCUUGGUCCCGUUGAUUCUCCUCUGCGACUCCGAGUCUUAUGC
Molecule: messenger RNA, 1252 nt
Organism: Desarmillaria tabescens
Lineage: Eukaryota; Fungi; Basidiomycota; Agaricomycetes; Agaricales; Physalacriaceae
Exons: 10
Coding region: 235-1164 (309 amino acids)
Molecular function (GO): oxidoreductase activity
Source: RefSeq, a predicted model, not a curated record